GAACUCUCAAUUCUAGCUAUCCACUGGGACUUUGCUAUGCGCUUAGCCUCAGGACUUUAGCACGCCUAGCGUAGAAUACAGUCUAGUGUCAUGUCUGUAAAGGAACUGUAGCUCGCUGAAGAUUGCAAACAUUUUUGGUCAACUUAUUUUUAUAAAAACUUUUUUUUUUUUUUUUUUUUACUUUCUCCGCAUCAUUGUCCUUCGUUGGAACCGAAGUCGAGGUGGAUGCAACUUUACAGACAAAUUGUAAAAACAAGUUUGGAUGUUUUCGUUUGGUUGCCUAAUUUAGGAAAAUUGUAAUAAGUUUGAAACCAAUGUUUUGUACCUGCUUUCUGAUUCUAUGGGAGAGUCUGGAACUCGAAAAACAUUUUGAAGACUAAACGGUAUUUUUUUUUUUUUACAACAUUGCCUUCAUGUUUCCCAUAUAUGUAUAGUUUUAAGGUGGCCCAAGCACGUUGGUGAAUGUAGAAUCCGGUUAACUAGUCAACCAAUUUGGUAACUUUUAGAGCUUUAGCUAGUAGCCAGCGAAGUGCAAGGAAAUCCGGGUCUCCAUGAAGAAAUCCCAACGUGCGAUUUGAAACUGUCCUAGUAACCUAAUACAGCUGAACGCUUUUCUCGUGUUUUGUGUGCCCAUAACAUUUUUUAAUUUAACCGAAUCAAUGAACACGAUGUUAGUGUUCUCUACGGUUUACACAUUGGCCCUGCUUUUUGUUUCGACGAAGGCUGAGCCCAAUUCGAAAAGCUGCAAUGAAGUUAGGGCUGCAUACAGUUCCAAAGGCUUCAACGUCAAUGACGUUCCCAACAAAGGGGUACAAGGAGCCCCCCUAAAGGUGUGUCCCCAGGGCUACUCAUGCUGUACCCUGGAGAUGGAGGAAAAGCUGAGCCAGCAGAGCCACUCAGACCUGAAGGCCCCCAUUUCCCAGCUCAGCUCCAACCUACAGAGCACCUUCAAACAGAGGCACAGCCAAUUUGAUCAAUUCUUCCGCGAGUUGCUGGACAACGCGGAGCACUCGCUCAACGACAUGUUCGUGCGCACGUACGGCCUGAUGUAUGUGCAUAAUGCGGAGCUAUUCAAGCACUUUUUCCAGGAGCUGAAGCGCUACUACGUGUCGGGCAGCGGGGCAGUCAACCUGGACUCCAUGCUGUCUGACUUCUGGGAAGACCUCCUGGAGAGGAUGUUCCGAUUGGUCAACGUCCAGUACGAGUUCAGUGACGCCUACAUGGAGUGUGUCAGCCGCCACACCGAGCAACUGAAACCGUUUGGUGACGUGCCGCGCAAGCUCCGCCUCCAGCUGACACGGGCCUUUGUCGCGGCGCGCACCUUCACACGUGGCCUGGCGCUCAUGCCCGAGGUGGUCAACAAAGUCUCCACGGUCAGUGCAUCCCCUAGCUGUGUGCGGGCAGCCAUGAAGAUGUUGUACUGUCCCUACUGCAAAGGCCAGGUGGCUCUCAAGCCUUGCCAGAACUACUGUCUCAACGUGAUGCGUGGCUGUCUGGCCAACCAGGCUGACCUCGACACAGAGUGGAACAACUUCCUGGAUGCCAUGUUGAGUCUGGCUGAGAGACUGGAGGGGCCCUUCAACUUUGAGUCUGUGAUGGACCCCAUUGACGUUAAGAUCUCCGAGGCCAUCAUGAACAUGCAGGAGAACAGCAUGCAGGUGUCACAGAAGGUGUUCCAGGGGUGUGGUCAGCCUAAACCAGGUAAUGGCUUCCGGUCGCGUCGCUCAGUCAAGGAGACAGGAUUCACCGGUCGCUUUCGUCCCUACAGCCCUGACGCACGGCCCACUACUGCUGCUGGCACCAGCUUGGACAGACUGACGACAGACGUGAAGAAAAGGCUGAAGCAUGCUAAGAAGUUCUGGUCCACGCUGCCAGAGACCGUGUGUGCUGGGGAGAGGAUUACGUCGAGGGAUGACUGUUGGAACGGAACAGCAAAGAGCAGGUACGAGUCUGUUGUCAUGGGCAACGGAUUGGCCAAUCAGGUGUCCAACCCGGAUGUGGAAGUGGACAUUACAAAGCCAGAUGUGGCGAUUCGCAGUCAGAUCGCAGUGUUGAAGGAAAUGACCAGCUGGCUGAAGGCCGCCCACAGCGGCAAUGAUAUCUCCAUCGACCAAGGUGAGGAUGAUGAGGAUGGUAGCGGAGGACAGGAGAGUGGCAGCGGCUGUGACUCUCCAUCCUGCGUGGCGGACCGGGACAUCUACUUCUCCAUCCCACCCACCCCCAUCAACCCCCGCGUGGUCAAGAUGGUGCACCAAGACACGACCGGUGGAGACCAUAUGGCACACGGGAGCAUGGCACUGGCACUCUGUGGGCUCACCCUGGCCCUGCUCGCCCCGCAUUGGAGAUAAAGGGAGAGAGAGUGAGAAAGUAAGACGGAGAGAAGGGAAAAACUGUCGUACUUUUAAGAAGACUGCCUUCAGGACCUCAGUCUGCCCGCCAUCAUGUGGGGGGGGUGGACUCGAGUUAUUUCAAUUUUUCGUUUGUUUUUAUAAAAAUGGUCAAUACUGUACAGCGAUUUCCUUCCAAAAUGUUCACUUUUCUUUUCUUUUUUUUUGCCUUUUGUCCUGAUUUAAGUGAUUCGCCGCUUGUGGCACCUUUGAGCUAGAAUCCCUCCCGCCACAUUACCAACAGUAUUUUGUGUUGUCCAUGUAUCUGGGCUGGCCAGGGAUGAAUGUGGCUGUGCCAGAAAAGAGAACAUCUUGCUUACAUGUUGAAGCUCUAGACUGGCUCUCGAAGCUACGAGUACGGUAGCUCUGUGGGAAAAUACUAACGAGUUACAGGGCUGAUGUUCAGAUGGUUCGGUAGGAGAUUGAACUAGCCGGCGAGGGGUUCUAGGUGCUUCUGUGUGCCCAGGUGUGCAUCCAUAAUGUGGAAGGAGUAGCAAUUUCCAAACGACACUCAAAUACAAAACCGGUCCACUGAGAUCAUACCUCGUGUGUGUUCUCUGAAUCAUCAUUAUACACUAGCAGUGUUGAAAUGGAACAUGUGUGAUGGAGUUGGAUGUAUGGGGAGGUCCUGAUGUGGGCUAGAAGAGAAAGCUGGUGACUUGAGAGGAUGGGYC
This is a messenger RNA of Salvelinus sp. IW2-2015, 3061 nucleotides long. Its product is annotated as glypican-4-like. Gene Ontology annotation, biological process: regulation of signal transduction; cell migration; regulation of protein localization to membrane. Gene Ontology annotation, cellular component: extracellular region; synapse; cell surface. The record is from RefSeq and is a predicted model, not a curated record. NCBI's taxonomy places the organism in Eukaryota, Metazoa, Chordata, Actinopteri, Salmoniformes, Salmonidae.